AUGACACACGGCGCCCCGCCGAGGCCGCCCAAGGACGUCACCGACGCCGUACGCGAGACAGUGCAGGUUCGUGGCCAGGAUCAACGCCACCGCAUUGGUAGGAGCCAGAGCUCAAUCCCACCUCAGGCCACUUCUCGCCCUCAAGCUGCCAGCCACCGCUCCCAAUCUCAAGACUCGGUUCUUCGCACCGCCAACGCCAUGGAAAAGUCCAAGACCAGAGGCCAUCGCCCCAAGAAGGGUUCCCAGCACGCGGAUGUCAUCGACCGCCUAGACUUUACUGGCGUGGGCCCCAUGUUCCACCACGAUGGUCCGUUCGACGCUUGUGCCCCUUCGCGCAACCGCCAGCGCAACAAGGCGCCUAUGCUAGCAUGGAGCGGCAGCGGUGCCCCGCCGGGCGCCGAUCCGGGGUCGCCCUACGAAGAGCCCUACCCCGAGCCUCCCAAGAAGAAGGUCGACGCGAUCGCGGAGGCAUGGGGCAUACACGAGCCCGAGCCGUUCGAGGAGUUCUUCGCGGGUGGCAACAACGACAGCAACACGCCGACGAGCUCCAUAUACAACGGCCGUGCUAGCGCUGUACCCAAGUACCGCCGCGACGGUCGUCUCGAUGAUGGAACGCCUCCUCGCCGCAGUGGCCAGCGCACCCGUGGCGCCAUCCCACCCCCUCAGCCCAUCUUCGUUCCCGACUCUUCCUCCGUUGAACAGCAGUACCCCGCCGACUUCACGCCGCCGGCCGUCUCCCCCAGCAACGCGCCCAAACGCUCCAAGUCGCUCAUGCAGCGCAUCCGCAAGAUGCGCGAGACGCCCAACGUGCCCGUUGACAACGAGGGCGGCAACAGCUCGCCAGGUGGCGACCCGCAAGCGCGGCCGGCGCACCGUCACCAGAACUCGCAUGCGGGCCACUUUGGUGGCGGGCAUCAUCGGGACCGGAACGCGGAGACCCGUGAGGCCAGCGAGCCGUUUGUGUUCAUCGAGAACAGCGCGCCCGCGCACAAGGACCUGCCCGCCACGCCCGGCAGCCGUGGCACGCCCGAGAGCCCGCCUGACGCGCAGACGGGGUAUUUCGAUGGCUACACCAGCCCGGGUGGGGGUGGAUUGGGCAGGAAGACUAGCCUGAUGAAGAAAGUCGGCCGCGUCGUGCGGGGCAGGGACCGAUAA
This is a messenger RNA of Schizophyllum commune H4-8, 1155 nucleotides long. RefSeq lists its product as uncharacterized. The transcript is spliced from 3 exons. Gene Ontology annotation, cellular component: cytoplasm. Lineage: Eukaryota; Fungi; Basidiomycota; Agaricomycetes; Agaricales; Schizophyllaceae. The record is from RefSeq and is a predicted model, not a curated record. Bases 1 to 1155 code for a protein of 384 amino acids.